Cyprinodon variegatus (sheepshead minnow) is the source of this 1970-nucleotide messenger RNA. RefSeq names its product bcl-2-like protein 13. Gene Ontology annotation, cellular component: mitochondrion. Gene Ontology annotation, biological process: apoptotic process. The record is from RefSeq and is a predicted model, not a curated record. NCBI's taxonomy places the organism in Eukaryota, Metazoa, Chordata, Actinopteri, Cyprinodontiformes, Cyprinodontidae. The transcript has 2 exons. The coding region runs from base 481 to 1179 and encodes 232 amino acids.
UUAAACUUUGAUUAGAAGGUCAGUCUUCUUUUACCCCUAUUUUCCGUGUCUACUUACUUUACUGUCCAUGCUUUUCCAGUUGGGAUGAUCAGCAAAGUCACGAUUGACUCAACUACUGCCAACUGUUAUGUCAUGGAUUUGUGAGGUGGGUGGGUGUGAGAGAGGGAGAGACACUUGUGCACAGCCUGUCCACCUUGUUAUUCCCUUACCAGCGCCAGAAUGCAUUUCUGCCGAUCUGCUGAUCUGUGGCUUUGUCUCUGAAUGCACGUCACACUUUGACCUGCUCCUCAUCUAGCAACUCUUCCACAGAGGACAGAGCCAGCCUUCAUUCUGGAGGGAAAGGCCCCAGUCGAGUCCAGCAGGGGGGGUGGGGGAGGCACGGAGGUUGGAUCCCGCAGUCCUGCCUCUCUGCCUCUCACCCAGACAGAGACCUCUGGACCCUGGCACAGUGAAAGCCUGCUGGCAGAGUCCUGGUCCACCAUGGGCGACAUGGACCCUGAGGACACCAAGAGCCUGGACAGCAACGACGGGCCCGUUUUAGCUGGGGAUGAGAACCACUCCUCCAACUCUGACAUGGUCCAUCUAGAGCAGGAGGAGGUAGAGAUGUUUGAGGAAACAGACGGAAGGAGUUCUAGAAAAGAGGAUGAGGAGGAGGACGAGGAGCUGAGGGUAAAUGUGCUGAGCAUGCUGGGUUUGGAGAGGGAGCUGGAGAAGCAGGACCUCCAAGAUACAGAGACAACGGAGCUUCUGGUGUCCACAGAGAAAAGUCACGCGGAAAGCAAGCCUGCAGAGUUCAGACAUGUGGUUCCCCCAAUGGCCCUGCCUCUGCUGCCUAUUGUCAAACUGGACCCCCCCUCCACGACGUCCACCCCCGUCCCUUCGACCACCGCCUCUGAAGUCGACGAGCACUAUUCCACUCUGGGGCUUCACCCUCCAUCUAUCCUGUCACCAAACGCUCCAGAGCUUCAAGAGAUUCCUGAAGCCAAAUUCUCACAGAUCCCCCUUCAGGAAGAUGGAGAACAUUCAGCUGGCGUUACACCACUGAAGAGGCUGGAGCCGCAGCCCGGUGCACCUAAGACCAAACCUCUGAGCUCCUCUGAGCUGCUGUUCAGAGGCGCUGCUUUAGUGGCCGUUAUCGGAGUGGUGGCGUAUGCAGCGAUACUCUUCUGCAAAAAGUAGAAAAUAACAUUUUAAACAGUUUCUCUUCAGUUCACAAAUUCCUGUUGAGUUGUUCACAUUUUUCCUGAAUUUUGCAUUUUAAUCAGACUUUAUUAAUCAGACUGUAACGCUACCUCGGCUCACAACUCAUGGCUGCUUUUCAGCUCAAACUCUGAAGAAAAGGAUAAGCUUGACUGCAAUAUGAAAAUCAGCUCUUAAAAAAACAUUGUUUUAUUUAAAAAGGUUUGUGUAUAGCUACUCUAUUAUUUUAUUAACAGAGAGAAUUUAAAAGCUAGAAAAAACAGCCCAUUUAUCUAUGUAUGAUACACCCCAAAAAAAAUCUUUUUCCCCACUUCCUUAAGAGAAUAAGGUCAUUGGGGAACAGAUUCAAGCUAAAUGUCUCCAUGUAAAUCUAUUCAUACCCUUUAAUGUUUACAUUCUGUCAUAUUAAUUGUGAUAUUAGGUCAUCAAACACACCAAAUUAGAGCAUAAUAGUGAAGUGGAAGGAUUUAAUGGCUAAUUUAAAGAAUCUUUUACUGACAAAAAGCGUAAAAAGAUGUGAGUGAAUAUUUAUUCACUAUUUUUUCUGCUCGAUACGCAAAUAUGAAAAUAAAAAAUGUGACCAAUUUCCUUCAAAAAUCUCAUAAUUUAUAAAUAAACUCCACCUGGACUUGGAAAGCAUUGUUAAGACAAAGGAAGACAGCAGACAAAAUGGAAAUGGUUGUUGAGGUGUUUAAAGAAGGCUGAGCUUAAAAAAAAACCAAACUUACAAGGUUUGAAGAUUUCAGCACCGCCGUUUAGAUAACCUGUAA